Messenger RNA from Liolophura sinensis, 858 nucleotides. Its product is annotated as procathepsin L-like. The transcript is spliced from 7 exons. Gene Ontology annotation, molecular function: cysteine-type peptidase activity. The coding region runs from base 34 to 858 and encodes 274 amino acids. Gene Ontology annotation, biological process: proteolysis. Lineage: Eukaryota; Metazoa; Mollusca; Polyplacophora; Chitonida; Chitonidae. The record is from RefSeq and is a predicted model, not a curated record.
AUAACAUACAGAAAACCUGAAAUACCCCUGGUGAUGAAGGAACUUGUGGCUUUCUGUGGGGCCUUGCUAUUGGUUCAGUGUCUUGGUCACGUGGUCGGAGAUUCACAAGAAGAAGAAUGGGAGAAGUUCAAAGCAAACUACGGAAAAGUGUACAUAGGAACCGAAGACGAUAAAAGGCACCAGAUUUGGAAGACGAAUCUGGCGUAUAUCAACCGUCACAACAAAGAGGCAGACAAGGGGCGUCACUCAUACCGCCUGGGAGUGAACACAUAUGCUGACAUGACCAGGAAAGAGCGUGACAUUCUCUUAAGAAAUGGAGAACUAUCUGAGGCUGCGGAUUACUGUAAAGGAAAACCUGAUUACCGUCAUGGUAAACUUCCGGAGAGCAUGGAUUGGAGGAGCUUCGGAUUUGUCACACCAGUAAAAAGUCAGGGUAUGUGCGGCUCCCCUUGGGCGUUUGCCGCCAUAGGAGCAAUCGAGUCCCGGAAUGCUAUAUACUGUUCUCCUCAUCAACUUGUUUCACUCUCAGAACAAAACCUGGUAGACUGUUCUGGCAAAUAUGGUAAUUACGGCUGUAAUGGCGGUCUUAUGGAUUCGUCCUAUGGUUACAUCAUGGACAACGGUGGAGUUGACACCGGGGCGUCCUAUCCAUAUGAGGGAAAGGAUGACAAAUGCCGCUUCAACCCAAACACAAUUGGAGCUGAUAUUCGGGGGUGUGUGGAUCUCCCCAAGGGUAACGAGACCGCCUUACAGAUAAUCCUCUUCACGGGCGGACCAGUGGCAGUGGGUAUUCACAGCGCUGUGCCCUCUUUCGAGUUUUACAAAUCUGGUAAGUUGUACAAAGUUAAAGGGCAAUGA